Molecule: messenger RNA, 420 nt
Organism: Aspergillus clavatus NRRL 1
Lineage: Eukaryota; Fungi; Ascomycota; Eurotiomycetes; Eurotiales; Aspergillaceae
Product: MGMT family protein
Exons: 2
Coding region: 1-420 (139 amino acids)
Biological process (GO): DNA repair
Molecular function (GO): methylated-DNA-[protein]-cysteine S-methyltransferase activity
Source: RefSeq, a predicted model, not a curated record
AUGGCAACGCAAGAACAAACCACAGACCCGACGCCAACAGCAUCACCAUCUCAAUCACUAUCACUACCAGUACCACUAUCACCAAAGCCAGAGCCAAAGCUACGUGCAAAACAAACCCAACCCACCCUCGCAACCCCCUUGGCUGCCCCAGCAGCCCCAGCAGCACCCCUCGACCGCCUCCUCACCCGCAUCACAACCCACCCAACCCUAACCCCCACCCGCCGGCGCAUCUACCGCACGCUCCUCUCCGUGCCCGCGGGCCGGUGGACGACGUACGCCGCGCUGGCGACGUACGUGGGCACGAGCGCGCGCGCGGUCGGCGGCGCGAUGCGCGCGAACCCGUUUGCGCCGGGGGUGCCGUGUCAUCGGGUGUUGGCGGCGGAUGGCUCGCUCGGGGGCAAGUCCAAGGGCAAAACCUAA